AGGUAAAAAUAAAUAAACAAAAAGUAGGAAGAAGCGGAGUCGUACGUCUUAUUAGUUUAAGAAUAAUUUGUAGUUGUAUAACUAAGGAAUGACGGAGCCUGAACUCGUUGCAGAUUUCUUUGGAGUUUAUUUAUUGUACAACAUAAAUCCCAAAUACAAGGGUCGUACAUACAUUGGCUACACCAGAGACCCAAACAGAAGGAUAAUGCAACACAACAGGGGAACGUGGGCUGGCGGUGCGCAUAGGACCAGUAAUAGAGGUCCAUGGAAAAUGGUUAUGAUUGUACACGGCUUCCCAAACAACAUAUCUGCUUUGAGGUUUGAAUGGGCCUGGCAGAACCCAACAAAGACAACAAGACUGCAACACCUAUCCCUAAAGAGAGUGCCCAGGAAGGAGACAGAGUUCCGCUUUCAGCUCCGAGUUGUCAGUGAAAUGCUUAGGGUUGGGCCAUGGUGUCGACUACCGCUCAUAGUCAGAUGGCUGGAGAAAGACUUUUAUGAAGAAUUUCCACCUGAAAGGGAACUUCCAAAUCACAUGAAAAUAUGCCAUGGACCAGUCAAGAGCAAGAACCUGACAAAACUCAAGGAGACCCAUGCUACCCACACAGAAUGCCUGAUAUGCUCCAGCUACAUUACCAGUCCCGAUUCUAAGCUAUCCUGCUUAAACCCUCACUGUGACCUGAUAUCUCACAUAACAUGUCUCGCCCAGUUAUUCUUAGAACCCACUGAAUUUGUCCCCGUACAAGGACAGUGUCCUUUCUGUGGUACAAUGCUUAAAUGGGGUGAUUUAAUAAGAAAGAUGAGAGGUUGUGGUCAGGUUACACUAAGCCAGGAAGAUGAUUAUGGUAGUAAUGAUGAUGAUGAAGUUUUGUCACAAGAUAGAGCGUUUGUUGAUAAUAAUUCCAUUUGGUUACAAGACUGUGAAGAGUUAUGACGAACAAUAUAUACUUAUGGGUGUUUCAUUACGUUUUUAUUUUUUCAAUGGGCGUUUAACCUCUGGGGGUCUAGCAAAGAAUACAAUCGUUCGCAGAGAAACGAAACGCUACUUGCCUCUAUUGCACUUAAAUGGAAGAGUGAUAGUGACAAUACCGUUUCGUUUUCAACAUAUAUGGGCGUAGGCAGGUACAGGCAGGCCUCCCCCUAGGGCUCCGGCGAUAUAUCAACUUGCAGAUGAAAAGUGCCGAUGCAGUCUAGGCCGGAACAAGCUUAUCUAAAAGAUGUCUAUUCACUCUCGAUUUAAGAUCCAAGUUAUAGUGGACUGGAAAUAGAUUUGCAGGAAGUGAAUUCCACUCCUUUCCUUAGCCGUUCGCAUGAUAAAGCUGGAUGCGUAGCGUUUAGUGCGAAUCAGUGGUAAAGUAACCACGUAAGGGUGAAACGCAAGUCCGCGUCUAGUCUCACCGGCAGAACGGAGAUGGGGGGAUAAGAUUAUGUAAUCCCAUCGCAUACUCCCCGAAAUAUAUCCUGUAGAAUACCGAUAAACAGGCUAUCUUUCUAUGGUGUUCUAGGCUCUGCAGUCUAGCCUCUACCAAUCUCGCAUCUCCAAUAAGCUUCCUAGCGCGUUUGUCUAUAGAAUCUAAGGCGGCUAGCUGAUACUUGGCGGAUCCAUCCUAAAGGUGGCUGCAAUACUCCAUACACGACCGGACUUGAGCUAUGUAAAGCUAAAGAAGCUGCCCCGGUGUGGUGUGAACGGGUUUUGGACCCGGGUAUGUCCUUAAACUAAGACCAAAAGAGAGGUAUGGGCAAUGUGAAUGUCAUCUCGCCUUGUGUGGUAGGGCACAGCACAUCAGAUGUCAUUCCAGAUCUAGAGCAGAGCCCAACUGGGGAAGUACCUCCACCUUACAGAAAACCGCAGCCAAAUAACACUUGACCCUACUCAUAGUGUUGUGUUCCUGCCGGUGAGUAAGGUUGCCAGAGCUCAACGAGGGGGGUGGGGUUAGGGUCGGCAACGCGCAUGUAACUCCUCUGGAGUUGCAGGUGUACAUAGGCUACGGAGACUGCUUACCAUCAGGCAGGCCGUAUGCUUGUUUGCCACCGACGUAGUAUAAAAAAAAAAAAUA
This is a messenger RNA of Cydia pomonella (codling moth), 2057 nucleotides long. RefSeq names its product structure-specific endonuclease subunit SLX1 homolog (gene slx1). Gene Ontology annotation, biological process: double-strand break repair via homologous recombination. The transcript is spliced from 4 exons. Lineage: Eukaryota; Metazoa; Arthropoda; Insecta; Lepidoptera; Tortricidae. Gene Ontology annotation, cellular component: Slx1-Slx4 complex. The record is from RefSeq and is a predicted model, not a curated record. Bases 89 to 934 code for a protein of 281 amino acids. Gene Ontology annotation, molecular function: 5'-flap endonuclease activity; crossover junction DNA endonuclease activity.